Messenger RNA from Peromyscus leucopus (white-footed mouse), 2115 nucleotides. RefSeq names its product calreticulin-like. Lineage: Eukaryota; Metazoa; Chordata; Mammalia; Rodentia; Cricetidae. Bases 201 to 1520 code for a protein of 439 amino acids. Gene Ontology annotation, molecular function: calcium ion binding. The record is from RefSeq and is a predicted model, not a curated record. The transcript has 9 exons. Gene Ontology annotation, biological process: protein folding. Gene Ontology annotation, cellular component: endoplasmic reticulum; endoplasmic reticulum membrane.
AGAGAUCCUCCAACAAUCUCAGCUCGUGGUUCCCAACCAUUGGUUACAGCCUUCAUUGCCCAGACCCAGGCCACGAAUGGGAGGCAGCCAGGUGCUGCAGCAGGUGAAGUCACCCUGAGCCCCAGGGUCAAGGUAAGAGACACACAACGCACCUGGCUGGGUUACACAGCUCUCCGAGAUCUCGCUGCAGGACUGUGAAGAUGAAGAGCCUGUGGAUGCUGCCUCUGCUGCUGCUGACCACCUGCACCUUGAGGGCACAGGGGAAGCGCCGCCGAGUCUACUUCCGGGAGGAGUUUGAAGAUGGGGAUGGAUGGACAAAACGAUGGGUGCAAUCUAAACAUCAGUCAGAUUAUGGAAAAUUCCAGCUUACUGCAGGGAAAUUUUAUCAAGAUAAAGAAAAAGAUAAAGGUCUCCAGACCAGUGAGGAUGCCAAGUUCUAUGCCCUUUCCACCAGGUUUAAGCCAUUCAGCAAUGUGAAUGAGACCUUGGUGGUUCAGUUUUCAGUAAAGCAUGAGCAAGGCAUCGAUUGCGGCGGUGGGUAUGUGAAACUCUUUCCUGCCACACUGAACCAGGAGGAUAUGCACUCAGAGUCCCAGUAUUACAUCAUGUUCGGCCCGGACAUCUGUGGCUUUGGCAAUAACAGACUACAGGUCAUCCUUUAUCACCAAGGGAAAUACCAUGAGAACAACAAGACCCUCAAGUGCAGGAUCAAUAAAGACACUCACCUGUACACUCUGAUCCUUCGCCCUAAUGCGACUUACGAGGUCAAAAUUGACAACGAGAAGGUGACAACUGGGGGCCUGGAAGAUGACUGGGACUUUUUACCUCCCAGGAAAAUAAAAGACCCCUAUGCCAGAAAACCAAGGAAAUGGGAUGAACGGCUGCAGAUAGAGGAUCCUGAAGAUAAGAAACCUGAGGAUUGGGAGGACUCUGAGUUCAUCCCAGACCCAGAGGCCAAGAAGCCGGAUGACUGGAACGAGGCAAUGGAUGGGGUGUGGGAAGGGCCCCUGAUACCGAACGUCAAGUACAAGGGACAAUGGAAACCUCGGAUCAUUGACAAUCCCAAUUAUCAGGGGGAGUGGAUUCACCCAGAGAUAGACAACCCCAAAUACAAGCCUGACCCCACCAUUUGUCAUUAUUAUAACAUCAGCGUCCUUGGCCUGGAUCUUUGGCAGGUGAAAUCAGGCAGCAUCUUUGACAAUUUCCUUCUAACAAAUGAUGAAGAGUUUGCUGAAGAGGUUGGAAAUAUGACCUGGGGAUUAAGAAAGGAUGUAGAGCAGCAGUGGAGAGAACUGUAUGAGGAAAUGGAGAAAAAGAAGGAGGCAGAAGAGGCCAAAAAGAAGAGGGAAAGGGAGCGGGCCAGGAAAGAGGACAUCUGGGGACUUGAUGAGGAGGAUGAGGAGGACAAUGAAGAGGACUCCGAGGAGGAACCAGAUGCCGGGCCCAAGCAGGAAGACAGUGCAAAGAGGGCAUCUCUGGGUAAAAAGGAAGUCCGCUUUGAUCAGAAGGAUGAACUGUAACUGCGGAGGGAGGAAUUACACACAGAAGCAAGAAACAGUGCUUAGCAGGGGAAAUGCUCAUGAGGUUAGCCAACUGCCGGAAGUAAAGUGACUCGUUCUUUUUAGAUAAACUUUGGAUUUAUAUUUCCACUCCCCCUCCCCUGCUCUGUUGGCUUAUUGGUAGAAAGGGAAUGAAUGGUAAUUUCUAUUUCAUGACGUGGGUGUAGUGACUGGAUGAGGUAAUGUGUAUAAAGUGCCCAAUGUAAAUACAUUGUAAAAAAAAAAAAAUGGAGUAGUUAAAACUACUAUCGUUAUCGUGGUGUUUAUGAAAUUAAUUGUUGGUAAAUAAGCUUCUGUAUAAACCUGAUUCUCGUUUUCAGUUGAGCCCUAUCCUCCUGGGGGUUUUCUUUGUUUAAAUAUAUGCAUUUCUUAGUAUUUACUGAGCAGUGCUGACGGUUCUGCCCAGUGUUUUCCUCUUGUUAAUGUAUUGAGCACCUAAAACCAGAAUCAGGACGUCUCCUGAGUGCCUGGAAAAACACUUCAUGAAAGUCACUUUGUUGGCCCGCUGUGCUCAUGCCCUAAUUUCUACAUGACUGUUACUUGUUUGCAAGUUUGC